AUGGAAUCAAACCUUACAAGUAUGUGGGUGAACUUCUUCACAGCUGCAGGUAUUCCAUCAGAUGUGGCGGCGACCUAUGCCCUGACAUUCACAGAGAAUCGUAUUCAGAGUGAUAUGUUGCUAGAUCUCAAUAAGGAAUACCUCAGGGACAUGGGUAUCACAAGAAUGGGUGAUGUUAUUGCUAUUUUGAGGCAUGCCAAACAAGUUCAUGAGAGCACAGCUCGUGACAAAGUGCUAAGUACGGCUACGGCAACAUUGACCACCAAAGUGCCUGUUGCAGCUGUCACGGGAAGGGCAACUAUCACUCAACCAUCUUCACCAGCCAGUCGUAUUUUGGAGCACUACACACGCAACCCUCAGGUACAAGAAACUUCGCCAACCAAUACACUACAUACGAAGAGGAAGUCUACUGAUAAUGUCGUUGAAAGUGAUGCAAGCAUCAAGAAGGCCCGUCUGAUACGCUUUGCGUCGCCGUCGCCUCAACCGGUGCUUCCCAUUAAAGACGGUACAUCAAGUAAGCAAACCGUCUUCGCCCGCUUAGGUAAUUCGGAGAUUGUCAAAACCGUUCCACAAAAGUCAAACACCAAACAGAUAUAUUCGAGACUGGGCUCGAAGUCUGAAGGUAAUGAGGAAGAACCACCCGUUAUGCCAUUGCAGAAGGACGCUCUAAAGUACGAGGGCAUAUUGAAAGCCAAUCCAGUUACAAAGAGAGUUUUCACUGUUACAACAUCUAAGAAUAAUAUAAGAAAGAUUGCAGUUGGGACUAUGCGGGCUGAUGAGACUCCUGUUAGUGUUAAAGAAAAAUUAGCUUUACCUAAGCCUAAAUCUGUUAAAUUCUCUAAUCACAUAGAAUAUAAAGAAAUAGAAUCUGUUAAAAAAGAAAUUAACUUCACUAAUAGAACUUUUGGACCGAAACUGCCAACUGUCAAUAUCAGACAAAAGAUUUUCGCGCCAAAAAUGACACAAGUGUUUAACAAACCAGAGAGAAGAUUGUCUAUGCCCGAAGGCGGUAACAGUGGUGUUAAGUCUAGGUUAGGUAAUAAAAAUAGUAAUGAUCUGACUAUAACAAGAAACGUUUUUAAUAGAUUAGGUGCAUAA
Parnassius apollo (apollo) is the source of this 1098-nucleotide messenger RNA. The record is from the annotation of a GenBank genome assembly. NCBI's taxonomy places the organism in Eukaryota, Metazoa, Arthropoda, Insecta, Lepidoptera, Papilionidae.